UUAUUGUUCGUUGUUCCCUGCGUGGCCGAGGAGAAAAUCCGAAGCUUCAAUUUUUGUUCUUUUUAUUAUUAUUACUAUUAAUUUUUGUUCUGUGUAUUCGUGGUAGUUUUUGAAGAUUUUUCAGUGCAGAGAAAAAACCCUAAGAAGAAGAUGGACUCGGUGCAAGCUCUGAUAACGCAAAUCCAGGGGUUAUCGAGCAGCGCCGGGGACGUCUCACGGCUUCACUCUAAUCUGAAGCAAGCCGAGGAGACAAUUUUCUCUGAGUCGGCUAGGUUGUUCUCUGCUCUUGAUCAACUUGACCCCUCCAUUCACUCUCUCGGAUAUCUCUACAUCCUAGAAGCAUGCUCAUCUGGUCCACUUACAAAAGAACGGGCAGCUGCAUUGGUUCUGCCAAUUUCCAGAUUUAUUAAUGCUUGUGCUGUGGAGCAGAUUCGUUUGGCACCCGAGAAAUUCAUAUCCGUUUGUAAAAGGUUUAAAGACCAAGUUAUGUUGCUUGAAGCUCCGAUGCGAGGUGUAGCACCCUUGCUGACAGCUAUUAGAAAACUUCAGACAUCCUCAGAACAUUUGACUCCCUUGCAUCCUGAAUUUCUUCUUCUUUGUUUGUUGGCCAAAUGCUACAAAACUGGUUUGUCUGUUUUACAUGAUGACAUUUCUGAAGUUGAUCAGCCAAGGGAUCUUUUCCUCUAUUGUUAUUAUGGGGGAAUGAUAUGCAUUGGACAAAAGCGUUUUAGCAAAGCAUUGGAGCUUCUACAUAAUGUUGUAACUGCCCCAAUGUCUACUAUGAAUGCCAUAGCAGUUGAAGCAUACAAAAAAUACAUUCUGGUUUCUCUUAUUCAUCACGGACAAUUCUCUACUAGUCUUCCUAAGUACACUUCUUCUGUAGCUCAGAGAAAUCUAAAGAACUUCUGUCAGCCCUACAUUGAAUUGGCAAAUAGCUAUGGCACUGGAAAAAUUACAGAAUUACAGACUUAUGUCCAGACAAACAAGGAGAAGUUUGAAAGUGACAACAAUCUUGGAUUGGUAGAACAAGUUUUAGCUUCCAUGUACAAGCGUAACAUUCAAAGAUUGACUCAAACAUACUUGACUCUCUCCCUCGAAGAUAUAGCCAACACUGUGCAGCUAAGCAGUGCAAAGGAAGCAGAAAUGCAUGUUCUACAAAUGAUCCAAGAUGGUGAGAUAUAUGCAACAAUUAAUCAAAAAGAUGGAAUGGUUAGAUUUCUCGAGGAUCCUGAACAAUAUAAGACCUGUGAGAUGAUUGAACAUAUUGACUCGGCAAUUCAAAGGAUAAUGGCACUUUCAAACAAGUUGACUGGUAUGGAUGAACAAAUCUCAUGUGAUCCAUUGUACCUUGGAAAGUGUACAGGUUGGUAGAGAGCGACAGAAACUAGAGUAUGAAGACUAUGAUGGCGUUCCUCAGAAAUUUAAUAUAUGAACUCAAGAAAAAAGACAGCUUUGUAUAUGGACCUUAAAGUGUGAUUGAUGAUUUCUCAUCUUCUUUUUUGGAAAGGGAUGGAAAUUCUUUUUGUCAUUUACCUCUUUGUUACUCGUUGUGAACGACUGUUGGACAUGCUUUAUAGUAGGUUUUUCCUUUGUUCGUC
Molecule: messenger RNA, 1598 nt
Organism: Ziziphus jujuba (common jujube)
Lineage: Eukaryota; Viridiplantae; Streptophyta; Magnoliopsida; Rosales; Rhamnaceae
Product: COP9 signalosome complex subunit 3
Exons: 11
Coding region: 151-1371 (406 amino acids)
Biological process (GO): ubiquitin-dependent protein catabolic process
Cellular component (GO): COP9 signalosome
Source: RefSeq, a predicted model, not a curated record